AUGUCCGCCUCCGCGCAACAAUCAUUCCGAUCUCAACUAUCAGGAUUUCGAUGGGCCAACUCCGUUCAAGAUGAUUCGCAGCGUUCUGCCUCGCAGCAGGAAGGAAGCAAUCCCCUGGGGAGGGUAUGGAAUAGUAUGAGUGGGUAUAUACCGCUAAGGAACGAGGGGAGGAGUCAGGAGGAGGAAGCUUACUUUGCUUUAUCGCGGUGGGAAAGAUUCCUAGGUUUUUUAGCGUGCUGUGCAGGUGGUAUAGCAUGUUUCGGUGUAGCCUUUUUAUUCUUACCUAUACUCGCCAUAAAACCACGUAAAUUCGCAUUAGCAUUCACCCUAGGAAGUUGUUUAUUCAUGUUAGGUUUCGCAAUCUUACAUGGUCCAUGGAAUCAUCUCAAACAUAUCUUAUCACCUGAACGACUUCCCUUCUCCCUAGCAUAUUUCGGCUCACUCGCUCUUACCCUAUUCUUCGCUAUCGGUAUACGAUCCACCAUCGGAACGUUAAUAGCAGCUAUCAUCCAGGUUAUCGCUCUUCUAUCUUAUUUGGCAGCGUAUUUCCCUGGGGGUAUAACGACGUUGAGGUUUGGAGGACAAAUGGCUUUAAGAGGUGCAGGAAGUGUAUUGCCUUUUUAG
Messenger RNA from Kwoniella botswanensis, 624 nucleotides. RefSeq lists its product as uncharacterized. NCBI's taxonomy places the organism in Eukaryota, Fungi, Basidiomycota, Tremellomycetes, Tremellales, Cryptococcaceae. Gene Ontology annotation, biological process: vesicle-mediated transport. Gene Ontology annotation, cellular component: membrane. The transcript has 5 exons. The coding region runs from base 1 to 624 and encodes 207 amino acids. The record is from RefSeq and is a predicted model, not a curated record.